Schizophyllum commune H4-8 is the source of this 817-nucleotide messenger RNA. RefSeq lists its product as uncharacterized. The transcript has 2 exons. Lineage: Eukaryota; Fungi; Basidiomycota; Agaricomycetes; Agaricales; Schizophyllaceae. The coding region runs from base 99 to 755 and encodes 218 amino acids. The record is from RefSeq and is a predicted model, not a curated record.
CCCUGGACCCCAGGUUGCGCUGCAUCAGCCGCCCCGAGGGCCGCUUCGUGGGCUUUGGGUUGGGGAUCGGGGUGUCGUCGUCGUCUUCGGUCUGCUCGAUGGCUUUGGAUGUGCUGGGCUCGCCAGCCUCGUUGCGCGGGGUGGGAGCCUCGUCCUCGCCAUCUUCGAGCUCCGAGAGCUCCGACUCAUCGUCGUCGGCCAGAGCAGCGGAGGCGGAGGUGGACGCGCGAGAGGCAGAGGCUCGAAAGGGCGUGCGCUUGUUCGUGGACGCGCUGCGUUUGGUGGUGGUGGUUGCGGCUGGUUUGGCCGCAGCUUGUUUCGCCUUCGACUUGGUCGACGGCGCCUCAGUCGCCUUCGCGCUGCGCUUGGUGGAUGCUGCAGUCGGCUUAGCAUACGCUGCCGUGCGCUUCUUGAUUUCUUUGGAUUGCGAUGGACCAUGCCUAAUGGAUUGCGAUGGGCCCGCUAAUUCCGGUGUGGGCGAUCUCGAUGCUGAGGGGAAGGUGCCGUUGGUGGUGGUUUGGGGCGAGGGCGAGGGGCACAGAAUGGGAAUUGGGUGUGCGAAGGCCAGGAGUGCGUGCGAUGUAGAGGAACGGGUACGUGAGAUGCGGGGGAACGCCACUGAUCAGGACGACGCGCCAGGAUGCCGAGAGAUCUGCCCAACUACCCAACGAACGAAGGACGCGUUCCCGCAAAGAAGGUGCAACGACCAUAGAUCUACGCGCUGGACAGCACACCCGCGGACCAUGUAUGCGUAGCCCUUGAGAGGUGCGAUCUAGCUCCCCAUCUACGCCCAGUGCCCAACACUUCCCCCCAGUCC